UUUUCUGAAGUUAGUGUUCCCUAACGUGGAAGAAAGAAGAAAUUCUAUUGUGAGACGAAGCUGAUACAAGGAUUAAACUCUCUUCAUUUUUCGAAGUAGAUCUGCUCAGUUUGUUUCUUGCCCUAUUUUCCCGAGAAACUCUGGGAAACACGGGGAGGGAUGAAGCGAUUAAGAGAUGAUGGCUAUGUAGGGUCUCAAUUCAAACGACCGUACGGUUCGUCUCGCGGGGAUUCCUAUGGGCAACCCCAAAUCCCUGGUGGAGGGGGAGGAGGGGGAGGAGUAGGAGGAGGAGGAGGAGGAGGUAGCAUGCCGAAACUAACAACGACUGAUGCCUUGACCUAUCUCAAGGAGGUGAAGGAGAUGUUUCAAGACCAAAGAGAAAAAUAUGACAUGUUCCUUGAGGUCAUGAAAGACUUUAAGGCUCAAAGGACUGACACUGCAGGUGUCAUAGCAAGGGUGAAGGAGUUAUUCAAGGGGCACAAUAACUUAAUUUUCGGAUUUAAUACCUUCCUGCCAAAAGGAUAUGAAAUUACCCUCCCAGAGGACGAACCUCCCCCAAAGAAGACAGUUGAGUUUGAAGAAGCUAUCAAUUUUGUAAACAAAAUCAAGAAACGUUUCCAAAAUGAUGAUCAUGUCUAUAAAUCCUUUCUGGACAUUUUGAAUAUGUAUCGUAGAGAGAACAAGGACAUACAUGAGGUCUACCGUGAGGUGGCUGUACUUUUCAGUGAUCAUAAAGACUUGCUUGAAGAAUUUGUAAGAUUUUUACCAGAAUCUUCGGCAAUGCACUCUGCUCAGCAUCUUCCAUAUGGUCGAAACACCAUCCAGCAUUAUGAUGAGCGGAAUUCUUCUACGCCCACACUGCGGCAAAUGCAUGUGGACAAGCAACGUUGCUGGCGGGAUAAAAUUAUUCCUUCCCAUGCUGAUCGUGACUCUAGCAUCUAUCGUACUGAUCUGGAUGAUGAUAAAGCAAUGAUGAAGAUACACAAGGAGCAGAAGAGACGGACUGAAAAGGAGAACAGGGAUAGAAGGAAUCGUGAUCAGGAUGAUAGGGAGCCCAGUCAUGAAAACAAUAGGGACUUCAACUUGCAGCGUCUUCCUGAGAAAAGGAAAUCUUCACGGAAGGUUGAAGGUUUUGGGGCAAAUCCUAUUUUGGCUUCAUAUGAUGAUAAAGAUGCAUUAAAAAGCAUGUGCAACCAAGAAUUCAUCUUCUGUGAAAAAGUUAAGGAGAAGUUAUGCAGCAUGGAUGAUUACCAGGCAUUCUUAAAGUGCCUUCAUAUUUAUAGCAAAGAAAUAAUUUCACGGAGUGAAUUGCAGACUUUGGUUGCUGACUUACUUGGAAAAUAUCCAGAUCUUAUGGAUGGUUUCAAUGAAUUUUUGGAACGUUGUGAGAAUAUCGAUGGAUUCCUUGCUGGUGUUAUGAACAAAAAAUCUUUGUGGAAUGAAGGACAUUUAUCCAGAUCAAUGAGAGCAGAGGAGAAAGAUAAAGAGCAGAAGCGGGAAAUGGAAGGAGCUAAAGAAAAAGAUAGAUGCAGGGAGAAGUAUAUGGGAAAAUCCAUUCAGGAGCUUGACCUCUCUAACUGUGAACGUUGUACUCCAAGCUAUCGGCUUUUGCCAGAGGAUUAUCCCAUAGCUAUAGCAAGUCAGAGAUCAGAGCUGGGCGCUCAAGUGCUAAAUGACCAAUGGGUAUCUGUGACUUCAGGUAGUGAGGAUUACUCUUUUAAACAUAUGCGCCGAAACCAGUAUGAAGAAAGCCUGUUUAGGUGUGAAGAUGAUAGAUUUGAGCUGGAUAUGUUGUUAGAAUCUGUGACUUCAGCUGCUAAGCAUGCUGAAGAUUUGCUGAACUCCAUCAAUGAUAAUAGUGUGGGGAGUCCAAUCCGUAUUGAAGAACACUUAACAGUUCUAAAUUUACGAUGCAUUGAUCGUUUAUAUGGUGACCAUGCUCUGGAUGCAUUGGACACAUUGCGUAAAAAUAUAUCUCUUGCAUUGCCGGUUAUAUUAUCUCGCUUGAAGCAGAAACAUGAGGAGUGGUCUAGGUGUCGCUCAGAUUUUAACAAAGUUUGGGCUGAAAUCUACGCUAAGAACCAUUACAAGUCACUUGACCACCGGAGCUUUUAUUUCAAGCAACAAGAUUCAAAGAACUUGAGCACAAAAUCCCUAGUGGCCGAGAUCAAAGAACUUAAAGAGGAAAAGCAGAAUGAGGAUGAUAUGCUUUUGGCCAUUGCUGCGGGAAACAGACGUUUUGUAAAUCCAAAUUUGGAGUUUGAAUACUCGGAUGUCAACAUUCAUGAUGACUUGUAUAAGCUUGUCCAAUACUCAUGUGAAGAGGUCUGCACAACCAAUGAGCAGUUGAAUAAAGUUAUGAGGCUUUGGACUACCUUCUUGGAGCCAAUGCUGGGGGUUCCUUCUCGAGUCGACAGGGAAGAGGGUGCUGAAGAUGUUGCAAAGGCAAGGCAUGGUGCUGUCAAAAGUAGUGCAUCAAGCACAGGUGAAAGAGAUGGAAGUCCUGGUGCUGAGGCUGCUGUCAUGAAUUCCAAGCAACCAAAUCUUGCCAGUAAUGGAGAUGAAAAUGCUAUACCAGAAUCAGCAAACUCCUGCAGAGCUAGUUUGGUGAAUGGGGAUAGUUUACCCAAAGACAAUCAUGACUCAAGUCACAUCUCUAAAGAUGAUCCUCCCCAGCUUGAGAAAGAGCUAAAGAAUGUAGCUGCAACUGAGAAAAUUUCUGGAUUUAACAUACAAGUUGGUUCUGGUGAACAAUUAAUUGAUUCAAAUGCGUCACUUGCUACUGGAGCAGAAAACAAUCUUGGCAGAGCCCACAUGGAAGUGAUGUCAGGGCAUGUCUCAACUCCUUCAAGGCCUGGCAAUGUUGCUAUUGAGGAAGGUCAUGAACACAAACCUGGUUUUGAUGCUUCAUCAGAGGGUGGUGAUGUUAUGAGAACAGUUAUAUCAGCAAAUGGGGUGCUUUCUGAAGGCACUAAAUUGAACAAAUAUCAUGCAGAAUCUGUUGGACCAUCCAAAAUUGAAAAAGAAGAGGGAGAAUUAUCACCUAAUGGUGAUUUUGAGGAGGAUAAUUUUGUUGUCUAUGGAGAUGCUAGUACCCAGGCUGUGCCUUUGGCAAAGCACAGUUCUGAAAGGCGGCAAUUCCAAGCAGGUGAUGGACAAGAGAGGGAUUGCCAGGUUGCUGGAGGAGAAAAUGGUGCAGAUGCUGAUGAUGAGGACAGUGAAAAUGUUUCUGAGGCUGGUGAAGAUGUCUCAGCCAGUGAGUCUGCAGGUGAUGAGUGUUCUCGGGGAGAGCAGGAAGAGGAGGAAGAUGCAGAACAUGAUGAGCUUGAGGGGAAGGCUGAGAGUGAAGGUGAGGCCGAUGGAGUGGCUGAUGCAAACUUUGUUGGAGGGAAUGGCGUGAUAUUGCCAUUGUCAGAACGUUUUCUACCGACUGUGAAGCCUCUUGCAAAGCAUGUGGCUUCAUCAUUGCAUGACAAAGAAAAGAAUGAUUCUCGGGUUUUUUAUGGAAAUGACACCUUUUAUGUGCUUUUUAGGCUUCAUCGAGUACUGUAUGAAAGAAUUCUAUCAGCAAAAGUAAAUUCCACAUCUGCUGAAAUGAAAUGGAGAGCUUCAAAGGAUUCUAAUCCUCCUGACUUCUAUGCUAGAUUUAUGAGUGCAUUAUACAAUUUGCUAGAUGGUUCUUCUGAUAAUGCAAAAUUUGAGGAUGAUUGCCGAGCCAUUCUUGGCAACCAGUCAUAUGUGUUGUUCACAUUAGACAAACUGAUUUAUAAAUUGGUCAAACAGCUUCAAACUGUUGCUACUGAUGAGAUGGACAAUAAACUUCUUCAACUUUAUGACUAUGAGAAAUCCCGGCGAUCUGGGAAGUUUGUUGAUUCAGUAUAUCAUGAAAAUGCAUGUGUUUUUCUUCAUGAUGAUAACAUAUAUAGGUUUGAAUAUUCAUCUUCCCCAUCUCGGUUGUCCAUCCAGCUGAUGGACAGUGGAAGUGAAAAGCCUGAGGUAGUUGCAGUUUCAAUGGACCCUAAUUUUGCAGCUUAUCUGCACAACGAUUUUCUGUCAUCUCGUCCUAGCAAAAAGGAGCCACUUGGUAUUAUGCUUCAGAGAAACAAGCAUAAAUAUGGAGGUCUUGAUGAUCUGUCUGCUACAUGCUUGGCUAUGGAAGAUGUUCAUCUGGUCAAUGGUUUGGAGUGUAAGAUAGCUUGCACCUCAUCCAAGAUCUCGUAUGUUCUGGACACAGAAGACUACUUCUUCCGCACCAGAUGGAAAAGAAGAAAGUUGACAGGGAGCGAAGUAUCACAACGAAACUGGGCAAGAGUAGAACGAUUUCACAGAUUCUUAUCAGCCUCAUAGUUGUCUAAUAUAUUUUUCAGCCGGACUGUUAUGCUCAAGUGGAUUGAAGCUCUUCAGCUGCAGAACUUGCCAGCAAAGGAAAAUGAUCCAAGUUGGGGGGAAAACAUAGCAGAAAAGCUCUCACAUUUGAAGGGCCAGGUGUUAGAUUGUCUCCUGUUAUAUAUUUAUAUAUAUAGCUCACAUUUGAACUCCCAACAUUUUGUCAAUAUGCUUCUCCUAUCAUUGUUACUUGUAGAAUAUAGGCAAAAGCUUUCCUUUCCAGGGUGUCUAGUGAUAUGGAUGAAUAUGAUGGUUGGAGAUGGUUUAGGAUUUUUGCAAUGUAUUGUAAAAAGGUUUCUGAAAUAACGAGACACAGCCAAUCCUUGUGGCUGUUUGAAAA
Vitis riparia (riverbank grape) is the source of this 4726-nucleotide messenger RNA. RefSeq names its product paired amphipathic helix protein Sin3-like 2. The record is from RefSeq and is a predicted model, not a curated record. Gene Ontology annotation, cellular component: chromatin; histone deacetylase complex. Gene Ontology annotation, biological process: negative regulation of transcription by RNA polymerase II. The transcript is spliced from 24 exons. Lineage: Eukaryota; Viridiplantae; Streptophyta; Magnoliopsida; Vitales; Vitaceae. Gene Ontology annotation, molecular function: transcription corepressor activity. The coding region runs from base 160 to 4347 and encodes 1395 amino acids.